Patiria miniata (bat star) is the source of this 800-nucleotide messenger RNA. RefSeq names its product protein shisa-4-like. Bases 120 to 683 code for a protein of 187 amino acids. NCBI's taxonomy places the organism in Eukaryota, Metazoa, Echinodermata, Asteroidea, Valvatida, Asterinidae. The transcript is spliced from 4 exons. The record is from RefSeq and is a predicted model, not a curated record.
AACAAGCAACCGUGAUAGGCUGUGCAUUUGAACUUUGGAAUAGACGUAUUAGUUUUGCAUCCGUGUACGUGAACUUGGUAUAGCCGUCCAUUUUCUGUAACAGAAGAGGAGUGAUCAAAAUGGCUUUUCGAAUUUGUGUCAUCUUGCUUUUGGCUUAUUUUUCGGCCAGUUUUAUUCACGAAGCCGAUGCUGGAUUGUUUGAUUGUCCAAAUGUGUACUACAAUGGCUAUUUGAUACAGAAUGGUUUUGACUGUCCUCGAAGCUUCGAUGCUUCUGACGACGAUUACUGCUGUGACUCAGGAAAAACUUACCAGAAAUGCUGCACGUAUUAUGAAUAUUACGGAUAUGAUGAAUAUUUCAGUCUAAGCGUGGGUGCUAUUAUUGGCAUAGCCAUUGGAUCCUUGGUCUUCAUUGUGGUCGUAAUUGUUAGCAUCAUCGCGUGCUGUGUGUGCUGCGUUAAGGCUACGGCUACGCCUACCCAUCAUCCGGUCACCAUGCACACUGUCAAUGUGGCUCCUCAGCAGCCAGGAUCAGUGACCGUUCCGCAGCCAGCAGCACCUGGCUACUACUACCCUCCAUCCACCCAGUCUGUACCGCUGCCUAACUACGUAAACCAGCAAGCACAACAGCCGGCCCAACAGCCACCCCUUCCUGGCGAGAACCCCGCCUACCAAAAAUACUAGUCAUUGAGCUACGUGGCGUAACGGCCACCGAUCUCUGUGCGUGCAGACCAGUAAAUAGACCUCAGUGAUAAUAAAACGCACUUACAAAAAUUAUCAAAAACACUGCCAACUCUUCAA